Messenger RNA from Ectocarpus siliculosus, 600 nucleotides. The record is from the annotation of a GenBank genome assembly. NCBI's taxonomy places the organism in Eukaryota, Phaeophyceae, Ectocarpales, Ectocarpaceae.
AUGUUCUGGUCCUGCUGCACCCGAGCUCCUAAGCAGGACCCUGACCAAGACCGAGUGGUGAACACGAAACACCUGUCCUGCCCGCGAUGCCGUAGGUUGCUCAUCGUCCCCAACGUCGACACCUUCAGGUGUCAUUGCUCGCUGGUAUUCAGCAAGGUGAGAGAUGCUGUGGGAGGCACGAUGCAGCUGUGCUUCAGCCUCAGCGAGCAGGAGCUUCACGGGCAGGGAUGCGGCCUGCCCCGAGAGCUGGUGGAACGGUUGCCCGUAACCGUCGUGACCGAGGAGAUGUGCGCGAAGAAGAAACAUCAGGCGGUCGACGCGAACGGAGAACAAGCGCCGAAAGCUGAGCCCAUCGACGACGACAGCAUGACCUGCCGAAUCUGUCUAUCGGAUUACCAGCCCGGGGACAAGGUGCGCAUCCUCCCCUGCUUUCACCGGUUUCACGUGAGCGAGAUCGACGACUGGUUGAACCGGAACGUUUGCUGCCCGCUUUGCCAUCUGGACAUCAGCAAGGCACUCACGGGCUCUUCCGGCGUGGCGUUUGUUAGCGUCAUUGAGGGAAACCCUCGACCCGUCAUCGAGCGGACGAGAAGGGCAUAG